Molecule: messenger RNA, 3362 nt
Organism: Diatraea saccharalis (sugarcane borer)
Lineage: Eukaryota; Metazoa; Arthropoda; Insecta; Lepidoptera; Crambidae
Source: the annotation of a GenBank genome assembly
UUAUGCCGUAUUAUCUUCAGCAUACAUUUGGAAAUUGAUUUUAAUGUACUUAAUCUGUAGUCUGUUCCUGUACACUUAAUUAUAUUUGUUUGCAUUCCAGAUGUGCUCUACUAGAGUUAUGGAAUGACGGAACCCCCGCUUUGGACUUACCGGGUCUGUUGGCGUACCGGACCGGCGAGGAACGUCCGGCUACAAUGAGCCCGCCGGACGGCGAGCCUCAGCUGAGGGCUUUAUUACACUCCAUGACGGAAAGGAACCCCAAGGAUAGACGAAGUGCUGAGAUAUACCUGGAUGAGGCUAGGGGCAAAUUAUUCCCCGAAUAUUUCUACUCGUUCCUGCAAUCUUAUAUGUUAAUAUUUUCCGCACAACCCAUUUUACCACCCGACGAAAAGAUCCUCCGAAUAUACCAAGAUAUACGGAAUAUAAUCAAAAUAUUCACGCAGCCUUCAGAUGCGAAAAACUACCAGGACUUAGUGGACGAGACCACAGACAACCAACCUACGGAGACCAUAGACAAUUUUAAAGACGGUUUUAAAGUUUUAAAAGUGAAUGUCACUGAUUUCGAAGAAGACGACGUGAAAGCACCAGAGAGUAAGGAGGAGGGGCCUGACAGCGAAGGCUUGAUAUUGAUCACGUCAUUGGUGACGUCAUGUAUAAGAGGAUUGCAUCAUUGCACGUCCAAGUUGUACAGUUUGGAGAUAUUGCAACUGCUUUGCGAGAAUUCCAGUUCGGAGACGAUUUUGGAUAGAAUUCUACCGUAUAUAAUCCACUUAUCUCACGAUAGCGUAUCGCGUGUACGCGCAGCGGCUGUAUGUACAGCGGCACGUUGCGUAUCUCUGGUUCGUAACUUGCCGCAGUCAGAUUGCAAUGUUUUCCCUGAAUAUAUACUGCCAGAACUGGCGCCGCGUGCUACAGACCCAGCUGUUCCUGUCAGGAUAGCGUAUGCCAACAGUAUAGCAAAAUUAGCUGAAACUGCAGUAAGGUUCUUGGAUCAAACACAAAAUAUGGUAGACAAGGAAUCGGCAAAUAUAAACUAUGAGACUGAAUUAUCAGCACUGCACGAGAUGGUACGGUCGACGGUAUCAUAUUUAUUGACGGACUCUCAGGCGAUUGUCAAACGAGCUUUAGUUGACAACGGAAUCACAAAACUCUGUAUAUUUUUCGGAAAACAGAAAGCGAACGACGUGAUCCUCUCGCAUAUGGUGACGUUUUUGAACGACAAAGAAGAGGCCGGUUUACGCGGAUGUUUCUUUGAACGAGUAGUAGGCGUGGCUGCAUACGUCGGCCAUCACGCUGCGCCAAUCCUGCAACCUCUACUGCAGCAGGGUUUAACAGAUCAAUCGGAGUGGAUUAUAGCGAAGGCGUUACGUGCUACGAGCAGUUUGGCGGAGCUUGGUUUAUUGCCGAAGCAAGUUCUAUGUGAUUUGGUCGCCGAAAGUACCGUGUACUUGGCACACCCAAAUCUAUGGAUAAGGCACGAAGUAUGCGGUCUGGUGUCAUGUGUUGCGAGUCUUCUCAAUCCCAUAGACGUGAACUGCAAGAUUUUACCGCUGGUGUGGCCCCAUCUGAAGCAUAAACUAAUACAGGUAGAAAGAGCGGAGUUGCUUCUAGAAAGUCUCUCGGAUCCGAUACCACGGAAAGUUCUGGAUGCCGUUUUAAGACAUGGCGAUGUCGAUAGACUGGUGCAAACACUGAGAGAACGGCGGAACACAAGGCUAAAGGUGCGUAUACAUUUUACUUUAUUGUUACUAUUUUUAAUUUGUGUAUGUGAGUAGCCUUCCGCCAGUGGCUUUGUCCUCAUAUGGUUUUCCCGUUUCGUAACAGCAAUGAAAAAUCCUAUUAGUCAUCCUUCCUCGGUAAAUAGACUAUUCAACAAAAAAAUAUUUUUCUAAUUCGAACCAGUAGUUCCUGACAGAUCUUCUAAAUAAGAAAUAUAAUAUUACAAAGAAUAAAAUAUUAUCUUUAUUUAUUAAAUAUUUAAUACUCUGUUCCUAGAACAUGAACAUAGAACUCUAUCGUGUCCGUGAAGUACUUCGUUUGUUUGUACGGGACACUGAAUGUCGCUGACCUCACAAUAGGCAGUACUCCGCGCAAACGAUGUAGUGUUUUUGGGAUAGCGAUAUGUAUGGUUUACUUUCAACGCGCACAUAAUACUUUGGUCUGUUAGUAGUAUGUCUCUUCGCCUAUCUUAGGAACAGACUAUAGUUACUAUUCACCUAUAAAAUGAUCAGAAACAUAGAUUUUCAAAAUAGAUAUCGAUUAACACAUUUAUUUAUACUAAAAUCGUGUUUAUUUGAAUGUAUUAACUAUAAAUAUAUAUGUUUUGUAUAGGCAACUGUUAAAUUUAUAUAACUUCUCUGAGUUUGACAGUUAGCAAUAAAUUAUUAGUUUUAAUUUGAAAGUAAAUAUCGUCAGCGUUUACAGCUUCUUCUAUUAAUAUUGGUUAAGGAACAGUGAUGAUAUUUAAAAAUUACUACAAGUAAUAAUUAUAACGUUUUUCAAUUAUGGUUUUUAUUAUAUGUGAUAUUUACUGUUUUGUUAAUAGGUGAAGCAAGGAACUAUGCCACAAUAUUCUGAAAUGGGCCAACAACUCAGAAACCUCUUCAGAAGAUUGGCGUCUGACGGUAUGACAGAACACGUGGAAAACCAACUUCUAGCGAUGAGUGCUCAUCUCAUAAAGAUACAAGGAUCUUCGACACAGCACAUAACAGACGCUCCAGGAAGAUUGGUGAUCACCAACAGCAAUAUAUCGAAGUCUGUACAGCUGGACGUUGGUGUGGAUGCGCUCGCACACAAUGCAUCAGACAAGAUGUACGCAUCCACGCAAAACAGGUAUACCUCUGUAUAAGUUUGUCUUCAUUGGCUACUUGACUGUUUGGCAAAACUAUUUCAAAACUUUCAUAUGAUUACAUUAAACCACUAUAAGGUUUAUAUUUUUUCCAAAAUGUGUUAUUAAAUAAAAGAAAAGCAUAUUUUUAUUCGUUUAUUUAAUUUUUCCCGCGAAAACAAUCACGUGACAUUUCGGACCAUGACGUCACAUUUCUAUAAACACGAGUACUGGUUGAACUCGCAACAAUGACAUUGACGUUCUAUUCAUUAAAAUGUGACGUCACACGAUGUUCCGUCACGGCCGUUUCAAUAUUAUAGAUUAUAAAUGGCAAGUUAAUUUUGCAAAAAAAUAAAAUAUAGUUUAUAAUUUAUUUCAAAACAAAAUACUAUAUAGUUAUUGUUUGUAAAGGAGAAUGGGCAGAAGGCGGCUAAAAUUACGCAAAUUGCGCACUAUGCAUUUAUUCAUCAUAAAUCUUCUCUUUAAUUAUAAUUUAUUCUAUAUAAAUACUAUUUUAAAAUUAUGCGGCGUUUAA